UGCCUACUUACCCCCCAACCCCCAGCUGCAACCAAGAAGGCUGGGUCCCCCUUCCUCUGAGUGUCCUUCCCGUCUUGUCCGCGCUCGCUCAGCCACGUGGCUCUUCUAGGGGCAGAGGAUGGCCCCUCCCGACUGACUCAGGGGCCCAGCUAAGACUGACCUUUGACCCCCACCCCAGAGACCAGUGAACCAUUAACUCCUCUUGGUGAAACCACCGCCCGCCUGGGCAAGGCCAGACGUGGACGUGGAUCUGAGGUGCUUGACGGCCUCACACUGCCAGUGGGGGGAAUAGGCUUCAAGAUGUUCCAGGGGAAAUAGAAGCCAGCACCCGAGCCUCUGAGCCCUGCUCCCACAAUGAUGGGGUCCCCAGUGAGUCACCUGCUGGCUGCCUUGUGUAUGUCAGUGGUCUUGGCGUGGGCAGGGGGCUCAGCCCCCAACCUGGGUCCCGCUGAGCAGGAGCAAAAUCACUACCUGGCCCAGCUGUUUGGCCUGUAUGGGGAGAACGGGACGCUGACAGCAGGGGGCCUGGCGCGGCUUCUGCACAGCCUGGGGCUUGGCCGGGUUCAGGGGCUUCGCUUGGGACACCAUGGGCCUCCAGCCAGCCGAGCUACACCCCCCGCCGGAGACAAUUCCACACACAGGCCACAGGACUCCGAGCUGAGUGUGGACGUGUGGGCAGGGCUGCCCCUAAGCCCCUCAGGAUGGGGUGACCUGGAGGAGCCAAAUGCCCCCCACGCCCCCCAUGGGGCAGCCCCCUCGGGCUUGGACCUCUUCCACAGGCUUCUGUUGCUGGACCAUUCGCUGGCUGACCACCUGAAUGAGGAUUGUCUGAAUGGCUCCCAGCUCCUGGUCAAUUUUGGCCUGAGCCCUGCUGCUCCUCUGACCCCGCGCCAGUUUGCGCUGCUGUGCCCAGCCCUGCUCUAUCAGAUCGACAGCCGAGUCUGCAUCCGGGGCCCAGCUCCAGCACCCCCAGGGGACCAACUAGCCGCCCUGGCCCAUAGUGCCCUGGCAGUCCUGCUGCUCAGCCUCCCUACGCCCCUCUCUCUGCUGCUGCUGCGGCUCCUGGGACCUCGUCUCUUGCGGCCCCUGCUGGGCUUCUUGGGGGCCCUGGCCGUGGGCACUCUUUGCGGGGACGCACUGUUACACUUGUUGCCACACGCCCAAGGAGGGCAGCAUGCAGGGCUCAGCGGGCAACCGGAGGAGGACCUAGGUCCGGGACUGUCCGUGCUUGGAGGCCUCUUCCUGCUCUUCGUCCUGGAGAACAUGCUAGGGCUUUUGCGGCACCGAGGACUGAGGCUAAGAUGCUGCAGGUGGCGAAGACGGGACCGAGAAAGACCGAACCCGGACGCAGAGGACGGCCAUGGGGUGGCCCUUCAGCCCCUGCGGGCGGCUCCAGAGCCAGGGGCUCAGGGUCGGGGGGAGCAGGACAGCCAGCCCUCACCAGUUCUGGCUCCUCCCGGGCACCGAGGCCACAGUCACGGGCACCAAGGUGGCGGCGGGGGCACCCACAUCACGUGGAUGGUGCUCCUGGGAGACUGCCUGCACAACCUCACCGACGGGCUGGCCAUAGGUGCAGCCUUCUCAGAUGGCUUCUCCAGCGGCCUCAGCACCAGCCUAGCGGUCUUCUGCCACGAGUUGCCCCAUGAACUGGGUGACUUUGCCAUGCUGCUCCAGGCCGGCCUGACCUUCCGGCGACUGCUACUGCUGAGUCUGGUGUCUGGAGCCCUGGGGCUGGGGGGUGCCGCCCUGGGGGUGGGGCUCAGCUUGGGCCCUGUCCCCCUCACCCCUUGGGUGUUUGGGGUCACGGCGGGGGUCUUCCUUUACGUGGCCCUCGUGGACAUGCUCCCCGCUCUGCUCCGCCCGGCUGAGCCGCCCACCCCACUCACAGUGCUGUUGCAGGGGCUGGGGCUGCUGCUGGGGGGCAGCCUCAUGGUCACCAUCGCCCUGCUGGAGGAGCGGCUCUGGCCACUGGCCUCGGAGGGCUGACUGCCAGGGUCAGGGGCUGAGGCUGCCUCUCCUUCCCCCCACCACAGGAAUGGAGGCGGGACACGGGCCAGUAGGAGCGAUCAGGAUUUUAAUAAACAGAACCCAUCCCAAA
This is a messenger RNA of Echinops telfairi (small Madagascar hedgehog), 2098 nucleotides long. RefSeq names its product solute carrier family 39 member 5 (gene SLC39A5). Gene Ontology annotation, cellular component: membrane. The transcript is spliced from 13 exons. The record is from RefSeq and is a predicted model, not a curated record. The coding region runs from base 355 to 1986 and encodes 543 amino acids. Gene Ontology annotation, molecular function: zinc ion transmembrane transporter activity. Gene Ontology annotation, biological process: intracellular zinc ion homeostasis; zinc ion import across plasma membrane; BMP signaling pathway. Lineage: Eukaryota; Metazoa; Chordata; Mammalia; Afrosoricida; Tenrecidae.